CUAGCCAUCCUGUUUAUGAAGAAAGCGCCGUCAGAAAUUGAUCCCAAGGAGAACCCGGACCUGGCUUGCCUCCAGUCAAUUAUUUUUGAUGACGAGCGACCUCCAGAAGAACAGGCCAAGACCUAUAAAGAUGAGGGCAAUGAAUACUUUAAAGAAAAAGACUAUGAAAAAGCUGUGAUUUCGUAUACUGAAGGCUUAAAGAAAAAAUGUGCAGACCCUGAUUUGAAUGCUGUUCUUUAUACCAACCGGGCAGCAGCACAGUACUAUCUGGGCAAUUUUCGUUCUGCUCUCAAUGAUGUGACGGCUGCCAGAAAACUAAAACCCUGCCACCUCAAAGCAAUAGUAAGAGGUGCCUUAUGCCAUCUGGAACUGAAAAACUUUGCUGAGGCUAUGAACUGGUGUGAUGAGGGGCUGCAGAUAGAUGCCAAAGAGAAGAAGCUUCUGGAAAUGAGGAUUAAAGCAGACAAACUAAAGCGGACUGAACAGAGGGAUAUAAGGAAAGCAAAGCUGAAAGAGCAGAAGGAGCAGAAUCAGAAUGAGGCUUUACUCCAGGCCAUCAAGGCUAGGAACAUCAGGCUAGUCUCUGAAGCUACCAGUGAGGAUGAAGAUUCUGCCUCAGAAGGUCUAAGUACACUCCUGGAUGGGCUCAGCUUUGAGAACCCCUAUGGAGCCAGGCUGAGUGUAGAUGACCAGGGCAGACUGAGCUGGCCUGUGCUCUUUCUGUACCCGGAGUAUGCCCAAUCGGACUUCAUCUCUGCUUUUCAUGAGGACUCCAGGUUUAUUGAUCAUCUAAUGGUGAUGUUUGGUGAAACACCCUCCUGGGACUUAGAGCAAAAAUACUGCCCUGAUAAUUUAGAGGUCUACUUUGAAGAUGAGGACAGGGCAGAACUGUACCGGGUGCCUCCUAAGAGCACCUUGCUGCAGGUGCUACAGCACCCCAGGUACCUUGUAAAAACCCUGACACCAGCAUUUUUGGUCUGUGUGGAAUCCUCUCCUUUUUGUAGAAAUUAUCUCCGGGGGAGAAAGGUGCACCAGGUAAAGUGACUGAGCCAGGCUGCGGAGCCCGGCCACCUGGAUCUCCUCCCAGAUCCGCCUCUGCCUGGAAUACAGCAUACUUGAGUCAGCUGGACAUACUCCUAGAAUCCACCACUUCCUUUCUGUCACCCUGGAGACAGUCCUUCCUCACACUGUGGGUGGGGAAGAGCUGCUGACUUCCCGGAGCUGCAGCCUCUCUGAUCAGUGCUGAGCCUCAGCUAGUCUUCAUUCUCCUCUGUUGAUACAGAACUCUGCUUUGGUCAUGACAUCCUUAAGGACUCUGAGCUGUGCUAACUACCAGCCUCCCUCUCUGAAGGGACCAUCUGUUGCAGUUACCACAGCAACUGACCCAAGGAACUCACUGGGCUGAGUCAGGAUCUAGUGACUUGGUUCUGAACCUUUGUGGAGUUCGAGGCUUUGGAGAAGCUACCCCUCAAACUGCAUAUAUACAAACCAUGCAGGUAAUUUUAAGGCACUAAAGCUGAGCCUGACCUGCAGUUAUUUCAUGAGCAUGGAGGGUUGCUGUGUGUGGAUACUGAAGAUACCUUGGGGUAAGAUGGGGCCAGGAAAGCUGGGUCCUGUUUCUGCAUCUGUAAACACCUACAUUCUGGCAUCCUCCAGAACCCCUAAAAGGUUUGACAGUUUUCCUGAUCUUUGCAAUAUGGAGGGCUGUGAUACACUUGGACAGUGGACUCUGCAUUCUUCCCCAGUUUUUCACAUUUUAGGAUUUUGUGCCUUUUAAAUUGGAAAACUUUUUGGCAUGUUGAGUCACUGUCAUAGUUGUACCUAGAGGGCUUUGUAUGUCCUUACCUGUAGCCAUGUGACUUCUCGCAGUGCCCAUCCCUUCCCCCUGAAGAGCCAUGGUGUGGAAGGUUCAUGUUCUUUUCCCUUUACCGUGAACACAUAUUUCCCAGAUUAGGGCUGUUCCUUCAGCUUGGGUACCAGAAUGGUAAGCCAUGUGGGGCACAGCUGCAGCAGCUGCGCUACAGCCACCGAUUGUAACAUGAAUGAGGAAUAAAUGCUUGUGGUAAUGGCACUGAGAUUUGGGGGUUACUGCGGCAAAGCUAACUAAUACAUCAUUAAACUGAAACCAGCUGCUGUCCU
Messenger RNA from Myotis brandtii (Brandt's bat), 2139 nucleotides. It is a transcript of the gene TTC4, whose product is annotated as tetratricopeptide repeat domain 4. NCBI's taxonomy places the organism in Eukaryota, Metazoa, Chordata, Mammalia, Chiroptera, Vespertilionidae. Gene Ontology annotation, molecular function: Hsp90 protein binding. The transcript is spliced from 9 exons. The record is from RefSeq and is a predicted model, not a curated record. The annotation marks the transcript as partial.